UUUUUUAAAUUCUGUUUCAUAUUAUCUAGGAUGAGAUCUUUGUUUUUCUUCCUUGGAUAAAAUAUAAACUUACUUUUUUCUAAUCAUUUUUUUAAACUUUCAAUUUUCAACCUUAUUAAUCACAUUUAUAUCAGUAUUGUUUGCCGAUAGUCAAGACUAUACCGCCGCAUGAGUGUCCCAAAUCAAAGGAAGUCAGUGACUCGAACUUCUCAUGGGCUGUUGAAUCAAUAUCACAACCCAGAUGGCCAGAUUUCAAACCCACAAUUUUCUAAACAAGAAUCGCAAAUGGGACUCUCUCAUUCGAGGCCUCUGUGUGAAGCUCAAAGACCCUGAAAAGGCGCUGCUAAUAUUGCAAGAUUGCUUGACAAAUCUCGGUAUACUCCCUUCUUCCUUCACUUUUCAUUCACUCAUUCACAGUUUCACCUCUCAGGGGAAGAUGAGUAGAGCAAUUGAGGUGUUGGAGUUGAUGACACAUGACAAAGUCAGGUACCCAUUUGGGAAUUUUGUUUCUAGUUCUGUAAUUUCUGGGUUUUGUAAGAUUUCUAAGCCACAACUGGCUGUAGGGUUCUUUGAGAAUGCCGUGAAUUCGCGGGUUUUGCGGCCGAAUAUCGCAACUUGUACUGCACUACUGGGUGCUCUUUUUCAGUUGGGGAGAGUUAGGGAGGUUUCUGAUUUGGUAUCUUGGAUGGAGAGGGAAGAAUUCGUGUUUGAUGUUGUGUUUUAUAGUAGUUGGAUUUGUGGGUACUUUAGGGAAGGGGUUUUAGUGGAGGCCAUACGGAAACAUAAAGAAAUGAUCGAAAAAGGAAUAGCCCCGGAUACUGUAAGCUAUACUAUACUCAUAGAUGGGUUUUCUAGGGAAGGGUAUGUGGAGAAGGCAAUUGGGUUUUUAGAAAAGAUGAAGAAAGAUGGGUUGAAGCCCAAUUUGGUGACUUAUACAGCCAUAAUGCUGGGGUUUUGCAAGAAAGGGAAAUUAGAUGAAGCGUAUACCUUGUUCAAGAUGGUGGAAAAUUUAGGGAUUGAAGUGGAUGAAUUUAUGUAUGUGACUUUGAUUGAUGGGUUUUGUACAAGGGGGGAUAUAGAUUGUGUUUUUGGUCUGCUCGAGGAUAUGGAGAAGAGGGGGAUUAGUCCAAGCAUUGUUACAUACAAUUCUAUUAUUAAUGGACUGUGUAAAGCAGGAAGAACGUCUGAGGCUGAUGAGGUCUCGAAGGGUAUCGCUGGAGAUGCUGUUACAUUCAGUACUUUGUUGCAUGGAUACAUUGAAGAAGAGAAUGUAAAGGGGAUUCUGGAAACAAAAAGGAGAUUGGAAGAAGAUGGAGUUUGUAUUGAUCUUGUUAUGUGUAACACAAUUAUCAAAGCUUUGCUUAUGGUGGGGGCACUUGAAGACGCUUAUGCAUUUUAUAAAGGAAUGUCGGGAAUGGAUUUAGUUGCAGAUUCUGUUACUUAUUGUACAAUGAUUAAUGGGUAUUGUAGAGUGAGUAGAAUAGAAGAGGCACUUGAGAUAUUUGAUGAGUUUAGGAAGACAUCAAUUUCUUCAGUUUCAUGCUACAAGUGUAUGAUUUAUGGGCUGUGCAGGAAAGGCAUGGUAGAUAUGGCCAUUGAGGUUUUUAUUGAACUCAAUGAGAAAGGCUUAGAAUUGGUUUCAGGCACAUAUACCUCAUUGAUUAAGGCAAGUUUUGAAGAACAAGGUGCAGAGGGAGUCCUGAAGUUUGUUCACAGAAUUGAGAAUUUGGGACGAGAAGCAUUUGAUACUAUAUCUAACAGUGCUAUUUGUUUUUUGUGCAAGAGGGGUUUUUCCCUGGCUGCAUGCGAAGUAUACAUGAGAAUGAGAAGGAAACAAUCAGUUGUUACAAGCAGGUCUUACUAUUCGAUUUUAAAAGGACUUAUUAGUGAUGAUCAAAAGGGACUAGGUUGGCCUUUCUUGAACACCUUUCUGAAAGAAUAUGGCAUAGAUGAACCUAGGGUGAGCAAAGUACUGGUACCUUACAUGUGCAUGAAGGAUGCUGAUAAAGCCCUUUUCUUUCUUACUAAUAUACAAGUGAACACUUCAGCUGUUGCUUUUCCUGUUUCUGUACUCAAGUCACUUAAAAAAAAUGGUAGAAUUCUGGAUGCAUAUAAACUUGUCAUUGGUGCUGAAGAGAACUUACCUGUUAUGGAUUUAGUUGAUUACUCAAUUAUGAUUGAUGUCCUUUGCAAGGAAGGGCAUCUUGAUAAGGCCUUAGAUCUCUGCGCUUUUGUCAAAAAGAAGGGCAUUGCUCUUAAUAUUUAUGCUUAUAAUUCAGUUAUAAAUGGGUUGUGCCGCCAAGGUUGUCUUGUUCAAGCAUUUAGACUAUUUGAUUCAUUAGAGAAAAUUGAUUUGGUUCCAUCUGAAAUUACUUAUGCUACAUUGAUUGAUAGUUUAUGUAAAGAAGGGUGUUUGCUGGAUGCAAAGCAGUUGUUUGAGAAGAUGGUCAUUAAGGGCUUUAACCCAAAUGUACGUGUUUACAACUCAUUGAUUGAUGGCUAUUGCAAGUUUGGUAACAUGGAGGAAGCCUUAAACCUUCUUAUUGAUUUAAAGGCAAGAUGCAUUAAGCCUGAUGAGUUCACAGUAAGUGCCUUGAUUAAUGGCUAUUGCCAUAAAGGUGACAUGGAAGGGGCUCUUGGAUUCUUUUUUGAGUUCAAAAAGAAAGAUAUUUUACCUGACUUCUUGGGUUUCAUGUAUUUAGUAAGAGGUCUAUGUGCUAAGGGCAGGAUGGAAGAGGCCCGGGGCAUCUUGAGAGAGAUGCUUCAAACACGCUCUGUUUUGGAGCUGAUAAACAGAGUUGACACUGAGAUUGAAACAGAGUCAGUAGAAAGUUUUAUUAUCUCUUUAUGCGAGCAAGGAAGUAUCCAGGAGGCCGUGACUGUCCUUAAUGAAGUUGGAUCUAUAUUUUUCCCUAUAGGGAGAAGAUGUAGACCUCAAAAUAGAGCAGAAAAAGAAGAAAAGAUUUAUGAAGGGGUGACUUUUGGUGCUGUUUCUUCGAAGCAUUCGAGCUUAAAUCAUAAAAUGGAUUUGGAUGUUGGACUGUCUAAUGUGAAAAAAGUAGAGAUGGUGGUUGAUGAUUAUGAUAAUUCUGAGAAAGGAUCUAGAGUACCUGACUUCGAAUCCUACUAUUCUCUAAUUGCUUCACUCUGUUCGAGGGGGGAGCUACUGGAGGCUAAUAGAAAGACAAGGCAGAUGCUUUUGGAUAUGGAUACAGGCUGUUAGGAAAGCUGUAGUACUAUUGGCUUCUUUUACCAGCAUUGUAGUUUUCUCCUUUUUCAGUAGACAAGAAGCCUUGCACUUACUGCCUUGAGGGCCGAAGUUCUCAUGCAAGUCUAUUAGAUAGAGGGGUUCCAUAGGAAGGAAAGCCACAAAGAUCCUCCCCCAGUUACCAAACUGGUCAGGUUGGCUAUUCUGGACAAAUUUCCCAAAUGUCUCCCAACUUGGGUCUUCUGAAUCCUUCCACGGACUACUUGCUUAAUGAAGAUCAAGAUGUUGAAAGUGCUUAGAGGCCAAGUUAGGGAGGCUUGGACAACAACUUUUUUGACUAGGUAUUUUUUAUGCACUCUUCCAAGAUUGAUCCAGAUUUAUGUAAGAUCAAUCCAUCUCCUGGCUAAUUUCGCAAGAAACUUGGGAUUUCAGUAGUUCUAUCACAUGUACAGGUCAUGUUCUUGCUUCUACAGUUCUCAUUUUGGUCCACGUACGGCAAACUACAGGUACUUUUUUCUUUUAUGGUGCAUCUGAAUAUUGAUAUUUGUGUUUGAGGGCUAAUGGUGUUUUAACCUACAGAUUUUCAAUUUCACAUAAAUCUUCUGAUGGGUUUGAGAUCCCGAAAUCCUUGGAUUUCAAAUUAUACCAACUAGGUGGUGCUUCAAAAAACCAUCAUGUCAUGAGAGGAUAUGCAUCUCUGUCUACAAUGUUGCCUCAAUCUCUGUCUCUCUCGCAUAUGACUAUAGAUUUUCAUAAGCAAGGCCUGCCUUUUGUUUUAAGUUCAGAAAUCUUCAGAGUCCCCAUUGGAAGUUGAAGGUGGAAGAGGGAAACCACCGGCUUCUUCAACCGGAUGACUUCUCCAAAUCUUCAUGUUUUAGUUGGCUUCCCAAUGGAUUAUGGAAAGUAAGGGAAAGCAGGAAAAAAACUGUUCAAUAUUAAUGUAAUUCCUUUUUUUUAUGUAGAAUGAAGAAUUUCAAAAUAUAUAAUUAAAAAAAAAUAUUUUUGAUCUUAUUUUACAAACAA
Messenger RNA from Vitis vinifera (wine grape), 4231 nucleotides. Its product is annotated as pentatricopeptide repeat-containing protein At5g57250, mitochondrial. Gene Ontology annotation, molecular function: protein binding. The transcript is spliced from 7 exons. Bases 242 to 3223 code for a protein of 993 amino acids. Lineage: Eukaryota; Viridiplantae; Streptophyta; Magnoliopsida; Vitales; Vitaceae. The record is from RefSeq and is a predicted model, not a curated record.